GUCAGAGCCAUGGUGACGCAGAGUCUGAAGACUUUCCCCCAGCUUGCAGAGCCAAACCCCACCCUCGCCUUAAACGGGACGCUGUCCGCGACCUCGCCGCUCAUCCAGCCUCGGGAGGCGACCGGGACGCCGCUUCAUCACCCGCGAGCAAAAGCCAACAUGCCUAACUGGGGAGGGGGAAACAAAUGUGGGGCCUGCCAGGGGACAGUGUACCAUGCUGAGGAGGUCCAGUGUGAUGGAAGGAGCUUCCACAAGUGCUGUUUCCUCUGCAUGGUCUGCAGGAAGGGCCUAGACAGCACCACACUGGCCAUUCAUGACCAAGAAAUCUACUGCAAGUCCUGCUACGGGAAGAAGUAUGGGCCCAAGGGUUAUGGCUAUGGUCAGGGUGCUGGGACGCUCAACAUGGACCGUGGAGAAAGGCUUGGGAUCAAACCAGAGCAGGUUCAAGGUCAUCGGCCCACAACAAAUCCCAAUCCCUCGAAGUUCGCUCAAAAGUUCGGCGGCUCGGAAAAGUGUGCCCGCUGUGGGGAAUCUGUGUAUGCAGCGGAGAAGAUCGUGGGAGCAGGCAAGCCCUGGCAUAGGAACUGCUUCCGGUGUGCCAAGUGUGGAAAGAGCCUGGAAUCCACCACCCAAACGGAAAAGGAUGGGGAGAUCUUCUGUAAAGCAUGCUACGCCAAGAACUUUGGACCGAAAGGAUUCGGCUAUGGUCAGGGGGCUGGGGCCCUCGUCCAUGCACAGUGAAGCUGCCCCUGAGCGCUGCGUAACAUAGACGACCCUCAAAGUCUCAGCUAUGUAUAUUUUAUUACUGUCCAAAGCAGCGUUUGCCAGUGGCUUAGUACUUUCUGAUGACAUGCUUUGAGGAUUGCUGUGUAAAAACUAGGCUGCCUAUUUUCAUAUUGCAAAUACAAUAAAGCACAUGUAUACAAUUUUA
This is a messenger RNA of Brienomyrus brachyistius, 931 nucleotides long. It is a transcript of the gene csrp2, whose product is annotated as cysteine and glycine-rich protein 2. The record is from RefSeq and is a predicted model, not a curated record. The coding region runs from base 10 to 741 and encodes 243 amino acids. Gene Ontology annotation, molecular function: actinin binding; structural constituent of muscle. The transcript is spliced from 6 exons. Lineage: Eukaryota; Metazoa; Chordata; Actinopteri; Osteoglossiformes; Mormyridae. Gene Ontology annotation, biological process: muscle tissue development; sarcomere organization. Gene Ontology annotation, cellular component: cytoplasm; Z disc; nucleus.